AUGAAGAAACCAAUAUAUUGGACAACCUUCUUUGGUCUAUGGCUUGCAUCUCUUGAUUUAAGUCGAGGGAAAAACACUUUGCAUAAUAUAAAGGAACAUUAUAAAGAGUCGACAUUUGUAUCGUUCGAUCCGAAUUUGAACAGAAACAAAACGUUCAAUCAUAAGGGCGUGAGAAAAAAGACUUUUAAAAGUCUUGAACGUGACAGUGCACAGGAGUUCGAUAAAGCAAUUAGCAAAUCCAGGGGGGAAAGUUCUACAGGAAUAGUUGAAUCUAGUAGUUCUUCAUUUGUAACCUUAGGAAGUGCUAGUCUUAAAAAUGAACUUUCUGGAAAUGAUGAGGGUGUAGUGCUUUUAAGAACCGAAGAUGGGCUUAGUGAAACCGAAAAAGAUUCAGGCAUAUUGCAGAAAAGUGAAAGAUUUGAUGUGAAGAACGAAAAAUUGACAUCAAACUAUAAACCCGUUUUAGAAGAUUAUGUGAAUGAGCUGAUAGAAUCUGAUCCAUAUUUCUCGAUGGAGAUUGACUAUGUUAAUCUACAAUCUUUAAAGGAAAUUACACAUCUUAUUCCAGAGGGGAAAGAAUACCACAAGUUCUACAAUGAGGAGAUGGAUAAAAAAAUCACACAGUACACAAAUAUAUUAGAGGAUCUGAUAAAAAAGUACAUUGAAGCAAAAUAUGAAGUGAUAAGAAUGAGUGCUCUCGUAAAAAUUCGUAAAAAGGAUGGUACAGAAAUGAAGGAUGAAGUUGAGAAUGUAAAAAAAUUAGAAUUAGCAAAGGAGAAAUAUGAAAAGUACAUGCAAGUAUAUAAUAAGGACAUAAAACCUAUUGUACAAGACGUUAAAAAUAAGGUAUAUGAGCAGUUAAAACAAUCCAGCUGUACGCACACGUGCCAUGCUUACCUUUCGAAUUAUGAGCGUGUUCUUAACAAAUAUAUACAUAGCAUUGAACACACUACUGACGAGUCCCUUGUUACUGUCGCUAAAAGUAUUAACGAUUAUAAUUCUCUGGACAUUGUAUUAGAAUAUGCAGAAAGGGAGAAUAUAGACAUAAAGGAGAAUGUGUACCUUUUGAAGUUAUUAGGCGAAGAAGUAACAGAUCUUAACUCUGUAUAUGUCAUUAACAGGUCGCUAAUUAGUGACGCGAAUAAAGUUCUGCAGGACAUAAAGGAAAAUGGUAUAUUAUUUCAUACGAAGGAGGAUAAAAUAAUAAACAGUACAAAAGAAUUAGUAGAUAACUAUUGUGUGUUUCAUCAUAUAAUGAUUUUGAAUAUUCCAAUUAAAAAACUAUACGAAGAAAAGAUACAAAAGUCUAACGAUUUAUUUUCUAAAAUUAUGGAGAAGUUAAAAGAUGAAGCUCAUAAAUUAAUCAAUUCCCUAUUUGCCGAAGAGGAAAGUAAUAAAAUUCUUAAGUCGUCAGAACAAAUUGUCCGAUAUGCAGAAAAAAUGCUUGAGAAAAAUAAAGAAAAACUAGACUUUUUUAGGAGGUAUCCAGAAAUAAGAACGAAUCCUUCGCUGGAAGAAUUGCAAUAUGAUUUUAUUGAACAAGAAGAAACGAAGAAAGGAAUAUUAAGCACAGCUGAGUUAAUCGACUACACAUACAAUAAAGUGUUCCAUGUGUACAAAAUUAAUCAUUUAAAUAAAUUAAACGAAAUAUCUCAGUUCAAGGAUAGAAUAACGAAGGGAAACUUACUGUUGGAUGAAAUAUCUGAAAUAAAUAAGAAGUGGAAUCGUCUGAAGCAAAAUAUUGCAACAUUGAAGAAUUUGCAUGAGAAUAUGGUAAAUAUGAAACAGAGAAUGGUUGAAAUAGAAAUAAAUGUGGACAACCCUUCUAAGGUGCAUGAAUUGAAGGAAAAGGAAAGGAAGCUUUCACAAUACACUGAAGAAAUUAAGGAAAAAAUUAAAGACAUGAUAAAUAAAAUGCAUAAAUUAAAGGAAAUCAUCGUUUUAAGAGAUAAAGCCAGUCAAGAUAUUAUAACGAUUAACGAAUUACUGAAUGGAGGGUUGAAUGUCAAUCUGGAUGAAUACAUAAAUAAAAAGAACAAAGCCAAUGAUUAUAUUAAUUCUAUAUUUAAAACAUUGUACAACGAAAAUGAAUAUGAUCUUAUCGACACAGUUGAUGCGCUUGUUCGUGAAAACAGCAAAAUUGUAGACGAAACGUUUUCUAUUAAAGAAAUUGACCAAGUGGAACAACAUCUCCGUGAAAUAAGGGUGGUUCAUGCUAAAUUAGACACACUGACUCACGAAAAUUUGAUACAUGUCUAUGAUAAGUUAAGAGAAGAAGUGAACAAUACCGAAAAUCUUAAAAAUGAUCUUGGUAAGAAGAUGAGCGUAGAUCUAUACAACAAUAUGACAGAAUAUUUGGAAACAUUUAAAACUGAGAAUGAUGUGUUAGUACAAAAUAUGGAAGAAUACGAACGGGAAGAACAAAUAUUAGAACAGUGUAUGGAGAAAACUUUGAAAAAGGAGGAAGAAGACUUCAAGACGUUACACGUGGAUGGAGAAGCUCUGAAUGAUGCAUUCAAUUGUACUGGAUUCGACAACCUGAAGAGCAGUGUUUCCCAAAGGGAAGGCUAUAUUUCACAAAGAAUUGACCAUGUUAAGGGUGUGGUAACUUAUAUACAGCAGCUUUUAAAAUUUUACAGUGAUUUGGAGAAGCAUUUUUAUUUACUGGGCGAUAAAAAUUAUGUGCAACGUGUGGAAACAUUGAGAAGAAAUGUUCAGACCGAUAUUAUGAAUAAAAAAGUAAGUAUUCAAGAGAAUAAUUUCGCAAGAAUAACUCAAUCUAUACACAAGGCAAUCAAAAUAACCGAAUGUUUAGACAAAACCAUACAUUUUCAUAAACAAUUAAACAGGAGCAUAAGAGAAUGUGAAGACAUUAAUGAAUCGAUCAACAAUUUAAAAGGAAAAACAGUCGCGUUAAAGGGUGAACUGCAAAAGGAAAUUGAUGAGAUUAGAGCAGAUCAUCUGAUAAGUGAAGCUGUAAGAAUUGCAAUACUGGAUAAGUUGGAAGCAGAACUAGGAAGUGUAAACAUCAAAUUAAAUGAGACUCACAUGGAUGAUUUGCUCAAAAGAUCAACUUAUUUGAACAAAUUCUACAGAGAUUCCAAAAGCGAUUUACACGCAAAGAGGCAGAAAUACCCUGUGCACGAUUUUUUAGAAAAAGUAAAUGACUGGGCACAAAUUAAAAUGGCAGCCCACGAGUUACAUGCCCAUUAUAGUUCAUUUAACGACAAUAAGGAUAAACUAAUUAUAACUAAUUCUCGCAUAUACUUACAAUCGAUAUACAACCUUAUAAAAGAAUUGGUACAGGAAACAAAGGAGGAGAAGGAAAAAAUGGAGAGAUCUUUAAAGGGGAUAGAAAAAAACUUAGAACCUAUUGAGCUGAACGAGCAUUAUAAAGAUGCUAAGGUUACGGACAAGGAAAAUGGUAUAAAGAAUAUAAAAGAAGACAUUAUUCCCCAAAUUAAGAAACGAAUUGAUGAAUGUAGCAGUGAACUGGCUAAAAUCGAGGAACAAUCGGAUAAUUUACAAAACAGUUACACGAAUCAAGGAAGUGAUAUUACUCACUUGCUUGACAUGAUAAGACAAAUGAAGGGUGCUUACGAGGAAUUAAAAAAGAUACCUACUCUGUUGUACAAAGAGAGGGACGAAAUAAGGAACACUGAAGAAACUGUAAGCAAGGUUCGAUUGGCAUACGAGAGAACACUAAUUGAGGAACUUUUAAAAAGGAUUACUCAGAAGAGGAAUGAAGGGGAAAUGCGAACACAACAAAUUAACGAACUUGUUAAACAAAUUGAGGGGAUAGCAAAAGUAACAGGUGAUAUUAUUGACCAAGAAUUAUCCAUGACAAACUUCGAAAAUUAUCUUCACGAUGUUAAAAACAAGGGCGAGGAGAUAAGGUACAUGGAGGACUUAUCCACCAAACUGAGCGAAGAUGCUACCAAUGUUGAUGUCAUAAGUGAAGUCAUAAAAAUUAAAGAACAGGUUUACGCACAUUUGGAAAAAGUCGCGAGAAACUGCAACCAUGUAAGCGAGGCACUGAACCAAAUUAAAGAAAUGAAAGAACUAAUAUUGUCAGAGAAUUAUAACAAUGUUAUUAACUUUAUGGCUAGGAAUGAAAAUGAUGCUAAUAAAUAUAGAGAAUUGAUAAAACUGGAAUUGCUAAAAUCUGAGGAUGCCACUGAACAUGUGAUAAUGAGAUUUGAGGAAGCAAAGCAGUUAAAAGAAAAAAUCAAGACAGAUAUAGAUGAUGAGGGGGUAGAUAAUAUCAUCAAAGAAAUUGAAAAAAUAAGAAAAGUAAUUUUGAAUGAAAUAAAAGAUACUAGCACAUUUUUAACAAAGGCAGAAAACGACAAAGAAAAUUGUCUUCUACAUUUCGAGAAUGUAAAGGUGGGGAAAGAAGUAUUUGAUUACUUAAAAGAGCAUGGUGAUGAUGAACACAAAAUAAUAUCACACCAAGAGAUAAAUAUGAUACAAGAAAAUGUGACAACAGUAAAACAGCACUUGGAUGAAGCUGACAAAGAUGUGGAACAAACGAAAAUAUAUUAUUCCUCUAUUUUGAAGUAUAAAGAGUUAAUCAAUGACCUGUUAAACGAAGCCCUAAUUGGAGAAGUCAAAAUAAAAUGCCAGAAAUUGAGAAUAGAAGUAGACGGAAUAAUGGACAAUAUGGAACGCGUAAAUGUUAAGACCAAGGAAGAGUCCAUAAAACAAACACAAAAGGUAAAACAAAUGAAGGAACAAUCCAUUGUUGAGAGUGAUCAGCCUAAAGAACUUAACGAACAGUCUAUGGACGCAUUGUUACAAAUAAAAAAUUAUAGACAGAAAUUAGACAACGUUAUGUUAAGUAUAAAAAGUGUGGAAGACAACAUGGAGGAGUUUUUAAGGAACGCUGGUAAUUAUGUGAAGUCAACACUAAGUAUCUCUCAAGUGCAAAAUGAAAAUUCGUUCUAUAUGUUGAAAGCGGCGGAGGAAAAGUACAAAGUAGUUUUGAGAAAUGUUCAGAAUGAAGAGCAACGUAUGAUAAGUGAGGAACAAAAAUUAACUGAAAUGUAUGGGGAUGUCAUUUCAUUAGAAAAGGAAUUGGAAGAACAAAAAAAAAGAUACGAAAUGGGAUUAUUGACAGGGAUAAAAGAGAAUGCUGACAAAAGAUUGGCGGCGUUGGAAUUAACCAAAGGGGAAAUUAACACUUUGGUAGAUCCGUCCAAAUCCAUAUUUUUUAAAUUCAAAUUGGACAAAUUAGACGACACACAUAUAAAGAAUUAUUUAAAUCGCUAUUCUCAUAGAAUGAACCAUAUUUUUAACGAAUUCAUGAAAUUGUAUACAUUGCUAGAAGGUUACUUAUCCCAGAAUUCUGAGCCUUCUGUAACAUAUAAUGAAGUUAAAAUCGUGAGGGAGAAAGCGCAAAAGGAAGAGAGGAGCCUUGGAGAAAAAUAA
Molecule: messenger RNA, 5430 nt
Organism: Plasmodium fragile
Lineage: Eukaryota; Apicomplexa; Aconoidasida; Haemosporida; Plasmodiidae
Exons: 2
Coding region: 1-5430 (1809 amino acids)
Source: RefSeq, a predicted model, not a curated record